This is a messenger RNA of Meloidogyne enterolobii, 866 nucleotides long. The record is from the annotation of a GenBank genome assembly. Lineage: Eukaryota; Metazoa; Nematoda; Chromadorea; Rhabditida; Meloidogynidae.
AUGGACGAUUUUUUGGUUUUUGGAAAAACUAUUGCUGAUCCGUGGAAUAGAGUGUGUUCGUUGGAUAAACCAAUAAUUCUUUUUGUUGAAUUUUGCCAAAUUAUUGGGCCAAGACCUUUAUUUUCUUAUCCAGAAGAUGCUUGUCUUAACCAUUUACUCGAGGAACUUUCCCUUUGGUUAAUGAGUUCUGAUAAUUUUCAUGGGAAUUUUACUUCAGCUUAUAAUCAACAACUUGGGGUUUAUGUUUUAACUCAAUAUGCUACAAUGUUGGAUAUAACUGCUAGAGCUUUACAGAGACCAUUUGCUCUAUCACUUGUAUUGCCACAACAAAAACCAACACCCGAACAAAUUUUAAUUUUUAGACAAAUUUCAAUGGAAAUUCUUUUACCUUUACUUUCCUGUAAUCGUUACUAUAUUCAUUCAAUGCUUACUUUUGCUUCUAAAUUGGCUGAUAAUUGUGAAAAAACAAAUUUCCAAUCUUAUUAUUCUACAUCAGGAAAUGUUCAACAAAUUGUUGUUUUGUCUAGUAAAAUUAAGGAAAUUAUGUUACAGGUAAAUUAUUUGUUUUGCCUUGUGUUUUAAUCUUUGUUGUGUUGUUGGGAUUUUGUUUUUCAGAAUUCUUUGUGUUUUUAUUGUUUUGUUGAAGUUCUGAUUUGUUUUAAUUAUAUUCUGUUGUGUGUUUUGUUUUUGUUUUUCUGAAAUUCUGAUUUGUGUUUUUUGUAUUGUUGAAAGGUUUGUUUUGUUGAUAUUCUGAUUUUCUGAAUUCUGAUUUUUUUGUGUUUCUUUCGCAUUUCUGUUUUGUGUUUUAUUGUUUUACAAUAAUUCUGAUUUGUUAUUUGUUUCUUCCUAAUUUGUGUUUUUAUUUU